AACGCCACAUUGAAAUGAGUAAUAGGGGGGUUUAAGAAACCACGUGUCUCAUUACCUUCCAGACAUCGAGCCCAAAAAACCAGGACUCUUAGAACUGUAAUCUGCACAUGAGCACAGAGUUUUCCAAUUCGUAAACCCAUUUACACAGUGUUCAACAAUGACUUCCAUGGCUUUUUCUUCAGUUUUUGCAUCACCUUUACAUGUUUUGCCACGAGCCAAACUGCAGUGUAGUACAGGUUCUUAUUUUAUGCCUAUUCUAAAAGCUUCAUCCAAAUUUGGGUCCUCCAAAUCCGCAUUUUUUCGACACGGGUUCUCAGUUCAGUCCUCAAAUAUUUAUGGGCUUGUCUCGAAAUCUCGAUCUUUUCCUAUGGUUUAUGCCAGAGCUGCCACUGAGAAGUCUAUUCAUGACUUCACCGUAAAGGAUAUUGAUGGUAAUGACAUCUCCCUGAGCAAAUUUAAGGGAAAGGCUCUCCUAAUUGUGAAUGUUGCUUCAAAAUGUGGUUUAACAUCAUCAAACUACUCAGAGCUUUCUCAUGUUUAUGAGAAGUACAAAACUCAAGGAUUUGAGAUUCUAGCUUUUCCCUGUAAUCAGUUUGGUGGCCAAGAGCCAGGAUCAAAUCCAGAUAUUAAGCAGUUUGCAUGCACAAGAUUUAAAGCAGAGUUCCCGAUCUUCGACAAGGUUGAUGUGAAUGGACCCAGUACAGCACCAGUUUAUCAGUUCCUGAAGUCAAAUGCUGGAGGAUUUCUAGGAGAUUUGAUUAAAUGGAAUUUUGAGAAAUUCCUAGUGGAUAAAAAUGGUAAAGUGGUCGAGAGAUACCCACCAACAACGUCGCCUUUUCAAAUAGAGAAGGAUAUUCAGAGGCUGGUUGCAGCAUAAAUUCUUCGGGCUCGCAUGAAAUUUCACCGCAUUUAUCUUAGGAUAUGCAGUGGUUACUGUUCUAAGUUGUUUCUGUACAUCUUAUACAAUGUAUUGCUGUCAUAGAAAUAAGACUAUAAAUAUUUGAAAAUCCAGAAUUUAUUGACUUCUGUUUCU
This is a messenger RNA of Olea europaea var. sylvestris, 1033 nucleotides long. Its product is annotated as putative glutathione peroxidase 7, chloroplastic. Gene Ontology annotation, molecular function: glutathione peroxidase activity. The transcript is spliced from 6 exons. The record is from RefSeq and is a predicted model, not a curated record. Gene Ontology annotation, biological process: response to oxidative stress. NCBI's taxonomy places the organism in Eukaryota, Viridiplantae, Streptophyta, Magnoliopsida, Lamiales, Oleaceae. The coding region runs from base 158 to 877 and encodes 239 amino acids.